Messenger RNA from Fundulus heteroclitus (mummichog), 416 nucleotides. Its product is annotated as caltractin. Gene Ontology annotation, molecular function: calcium ion binding. Gene Ontology annotation, cellular component: centrosome; centriole. The record is from RefSeq and is a predicted model, not a curated record. Gene Ontology annotation, biological process: mitotic cell cycle; centriole replication. Lineage: Eukaryota; Metazoa; Chordata; Actinopteri; Cyprinodontiformes; Fundulidae.
AAGAAGGAGAUUACCAUGGAGGAACUGAAGAAAGUUUUUGAGAUUUUCGAUGAUGACAGUACAGGGACAAUUUCCGUCAAAAAUCUACAAAGAGUUGCAAAGGAGCUUGGCCAAAACAUCUCAUUUGAGGAGCUAAAGGAAAUGGUUGCGGAAACAGACCUAGAUGGUGAUGGUGAAAUCAACUGGGAAGAGUUUCAACAGAUAAUGAAGGAGCCCGAACGCCACCCAACCUGCUGAGAAUGAGUUUUAGCUCAAAAAGCACGUCUUGUUGAGAUUCACAUUUGAUGCUGUCCCAGCAGUUUAAACGCUUUUCAAUAAAUAUUUCCGUGUGUCGUGCUUGCACACAUUUUUUGUUUGAAGUAUAUAUUAAAAAUAUUCUAAUCUAGUUAUUUGUUGUCAUCUUUACAUUUAACAAU